UCUUCCAACCCGUGAAGCUCCCUGUUCCGCGAGCAUACGUCAUCGUUCUCGCUUUCCGGUAGCUAAGGCGAUCAGCGGGACUUCCCACUGAGACGGGCGGAUGUUAUAUUGUAUCAGGGCGAACCUCUGAGGAGCGCUGGCUGCGCUUAGGCCACGGUGCGGCAGGCGCCGGGGUUUUCUGAAACAGAAACGUUUAGGGGUGUGGAAACGUGUUCCGAGGAACUGUGGUUUUGAAGUGCGAUACACACCUGUCUUGCCCUGUUCCAAGAUGGUGGCAGGGCUUCUCUGAGUCUCUCUCUUCCGCCAGUCCGUUGGAGAAGCGCUCUUUGAUUGGCCAGUGGACAGCGUCGUGGCAUGACGCGCUGGGGCGCUGGCCAAUCGGUUGAGAGCUGAGCUGGACUUGGCGGUGGGAGCCGGGGCCUGGCUAUUGCAGCUGUGGGUGAGGACGGCUCUAGCUAGGUGAGCGGUUCCGGCCAGGUGAGCGCGGUGCCCAGGUGACGGAGGUCCGAGGGCACGGGUAUGAGUUUCUGCGGGGGGCGAAGGUGGGCGGCUGCUGGGAUGAGGCCUUUUGUUGACAGUUUGGGGUAGCGGGGGGAAUCGAUGAUCCAGGAAUCCCCUGAGGGUGUCAUCCCCCACCAGGCUGGCACCGAUUUCUGGCUCCAGAUUCCCCAGAAUUGCGGGGUGCGCACAGCUGGAAGGACCCAACCCCCGUUUUAUAGUUGAGAAACUCAAGACUUAGACAAGUGAAACGACUUUUGCUUCAUGACAGCUGGAACUGGAACCCAGUUCCCUUUUAGACUAUGGCGACAUACCUGGAGUUCAUCCAGCAGAAUGAAGAACGGGACGGUGUGCGUUUUAGUUGGAAUGUGUGGCCUUCCAGCCGGCUGGAGGCUACAAGAAUGGUUGUACCCCUGGCUUGUCUCCUUACUCCUUUGAAAGAACGUCCAGACCUACCUCCUGUACAAUAUGAACCUGUGCUUUGCAGCAGGCCAACUUGUAAAGCUGUUCUCAACCCACUUUGUCAGGUUGAUUAUCGAGCAAAACUUUGGGCCUGUAAUUUCUGUUUUCAAAGAAAUCAGUUUCCUCCAGCUUAUGGAGGCAUAUCUGAGGUGAAUCAGCCUGCUGAAUUGAUGCCCCAAUUUUCUACAAUUGAGUACAUGAUACAGCGAGGUGCUCAGUCCCCUCUGAUCUUUCUCUAUGUGGUUGACACAUGCCUGGAGGAAGAUGACCUUCAAGCACUCAAAGAGUCCCUGCAGAUGUCCCUGAGUCUUCUUCCUCCAGAUGCUCUGGUGGGUCUGAUCACAUUUGGAAGGAUGGUGCAGGUUCAUGAACUAAGCUGUGAAGGAAUCUCCAAAAGUUAUGUCUUCCGAGGGACCAAGGAUUUAACUGCAAAGCAAAUACAGGAUAUGUUGGGCCUGACCAAGCCAGCCAUGCCCAUGCAGCAAGCACGACCUGUACAACCACAGGAGCACCCUUUUGCUUCAACCAGAUUUCUGCAGCCUGUUCACAAGAUUGAUAUGAACCUCACUGAUCUUCUUGGGGAGCUACAGAGGGACCCAUGGCCAGUAACUCAGGGGAAGAGACCUUUGCGAUCCACUGGCGUUGCUUUGUCCAUUGCUGUUGGCUUGCUGGAGGGCACUUUUCCAAACACGGGAGCCAGGAUCAUGCUGUUUACUGGAGGUCCCCCUACUCAAGGGCCUGGCAUGGUGGUUGGAGAUGAAUUAAAGAUUCCUAUUCGUUCUUGGCAUGAUAUUGAGAAAGAUAAUGCACGAUUCAUGAAAAAGGCAACCAAGCACUAUGAGAUGCUUGCUAAUCGAACAGCUGCAAAUGGUCACUGCAUUGAUAUUUAUGCUUGUGCCCUUGAUCAAACUGGACUUUUGGAGAUGAAAUGUUGUGCAAAUCUUACUGGAGGCUACAUGGUAAUGGGAGAUUCUUUCAACACUUCUCUCUUCAAGCAGACAUUCCAAAGAAUCUUUACUAAAGAUUUUAAUGGAGAUUUCCGAAUGGCAUUUGGUGCUACUUUGGACGUAAAGACCUCUCGGGAACUGAAGAUUGCAGGAGCCAUUGGUCCAUGCGUAUCUCUGAAUGUGAAAGGACCGUGUGUGUCAGAAAACGAACUUGGUGUUGGUGGCACGAGUCAGUGGAAAAUCUGUGGCCUAGAUCCUACAUCUACACUUGGCAUCUAUUUUGAAGUUGUCAAUCAGCACAACGCCCCGAUCCCCCAAGGAGGCAGAGGAGCAAUCCAGUUUGUCACGCAUUAUCAGCACUCCAGCACCCAGAGACGCAUCCGCGUGACCACCAUCGCCCGAAAUUGGGCAGAUGUACAGAGUCAGCUCAGGCACAUAGAAGCAGCAUUUGACCAGGAGGCUGCAGCAGUCUUGAUGGCACGACUUGGGGUGUUCCGAGCGGAGUCAGAGGAGGGACCUGAUGUGCUCCGGUGGCUGGACCGACAACUCAUCCGACUGUGUCAAAAGUUUGGACAGUAUAACAAAGAAGACCCCACUUCUUUUAGGUUAUCAGAUUCCUUUUCUCUGUAUCCUCAGUUCAUGUUCCAUCUGAGAAGAUCUCCAUUUCUUCAAGUGUUUAACAAUAGUCCUGAUGAGUCGUCAUAUUACAGACAUCAUUUUGCCCGGCAGGACCUGACCCAGUCCCUCAUCAUGAUCCAGCCCAUUCUCUACUCUUACUCCUUUCAUGGGCCACCAGAGCCAGUACUCUUGGAUAGCAGCAGCAUUCUAGCUGACAGAAUUUUGCUGAUGGAUACUUUCUUUCAAAUUGUCAUUUAUCUUGGUGAGACCAUAGCCCAAUGGCGUAAAGCUGGCUACCAGGACAUGCCCGAGUACGAAAACUUCAAGCACCUUCUGCAGGCACCACUGGAUGAUGCUCAAGAAAUUCUGCAAGCACGCUUCCCGAUGCCACGUUACAUUAACACGGAGCAUGGAGGCAGUCAGGCUCGAUUCCUUUUGUCCAAAGUGAACCCAUCUCAGACACACAAUAACCUCUAUGCUUGGGGCCAGGAAACUGGAGCACCCAUCCUAACUGAUGAUGUUAGCCUGCAGGUGUUCAUGGACCAUUUGAAGAAGCUGGCUGUCUCCAGUGCCUGCUAAGCUGAGGAUGCAACCAGGAAAUUGAAGAGAACGGUGUCAGAUCGUGUUCAAAAUGUCUAGAAAGGCUUAAUAACAUUCCUGUUACUUUUCUAGCAGAUUUUAACAAAUAAUCAAGGAAAUUUUGUAUGUAACUCUUUAGAUUAUAAUUUAUUUGUAUUCCUGUCUUUGUCCUUUUUCUUGCACUAUAAAAUUAUAAGGUCAUAAAUGUUUUGGUACUUGUAGAUGUUUAUGUGCUUUUUGUAUCCUAACUUUUAGAAUCUAAAUAAAAUCAGAGGUAGUGUAUUUUGGCAACUUGUUUAGGUGAGAAUCUUAAUGAUCAUAAAGGAAAUAAAUCUAGAUGCAGAAAGUACUGGCUAAAAUAUUGCUAAUACAAAUGUGAUUUCCUGAGG
Mandrillus leucophaeus (drill) is the source of this 3493-nucleotide messenger RNA. RefSeq names its product Sec23 homolog B (S. cerevisiae) (gene SEC23B). The transcript has 20 exons. Lineage: Eukaryota; Metazoa; Chordata; Mammalia; Primates; Cercopithecidae. Gene Ontology annotation, cellular component: COPII vesicle coat; endoplasmic reticulum exit site. Gene Ontology annotation, molecular function: GTPase activator activity; zinc ion binding. Gene Ontology annotation, biological process: intracellular protein transport; COPII-coated vesicle cargo loading; COPII-coated vesicle budding. The coding region runs from base 801 to 3104 and encodes 767 amino acids. The record is from RefSeq and is a predicted model, not a curated record.